Molecule: messenger RNA, 1932 nt
Organism: Lytechinus variegatus (green sea urchin)
Lineage: Eukaryota; Metazoa; Echinodermata; Echinoidea; Temnopleuroida; Toxopneustidae
Product: neurotensin receptor type 1-like
Exons: 1
Biological process (GO): G protein-coupled receptor signaling pathway
Cellular component (GO): plasma membrane
Molecular function (GO): G protein-coupled receptor activity
Source: RefSeq, a predicted model, not a curated record
UAUCCUUCUGCUGCAGGUUACUUCGUACCAUUCAGCGAGAACCUGGCCGCCAACGCCUCCAUCCUCACCCUACUCGCCAUCGCCGUAGAACGUUAUUACGUCAUCUGCACCCCUUUCGAGGCCCACUACAUCUGCACUCCUCGGCGGACCUUGGUGAUUUGUUUCGUUGUAUGGAUCUUCUCUGCUUUGGUGAACAUUCCUUUGUUGAUGACUAUUAUCUAUGUACCUGAUUGUGUGCAUGAAGGUGAACUCCAAUACUUCUGCGCUCCUUUGAUUGAUGAACGUUGGGAAAGGAUAUACGAGACAGUUACCACCGUUCUAUUCUUUAUCCUUCCCUUGUUUUUCCUCUCCUGCAUCUAUUACAUCAUUGCCAACAGUCUCCGGGAACAUAAUUAUAUGAUGGCGAACAUUCGAAACAAUCAGUCAGAGAGCGGGAGUGUUCGAACGACAGGAAGAGAUGGGUCGAUGAAAUUAGAGCAAAGCGAUGCACCGGCGAAGAAACGCGAAACUAUCAACAUGAUCAAAGGCAGGAACUGUUUCCGAGGGCUCUGUCAAAUGCUAAGCCGCAAUUGUUUAUCUCGCCAGGUUCAACGGACGACAAAGGGUGGUGGUGAUCAGGAGCGCCAUGAAGACAACCCUCAGGAAAGGCUAACAGACCUGCAUAUCAUCGCCGAACAGGAAAAUCCUUCUCGAGAAGAUGAGGUUAUGAUAUCUGCGCUUCGCAGUCGGGAUGCCGAUAGCGGGAGCCGAAGCGCAAAGUCGCCACCUCUUAAACGCCAAGACACGCCAAGCACCUGGAAGCAGAAAUCGCUGAAAGACAAACCGGCCCAUACCAUCUAUGGAAACAAGAUCCAGCGUCAUCACACAUCAACGUCAAUGACCUCCCGCUCAAGCAGAAACUCCGAUCCGAGAAGCUCCACGAAAAGGUCGUCGAUGACGUCCGCAAGUACUGCAAGUGCGGUCACCCGCCGAAGUCAUCAGCGUGUGAUCUUGAUGCUCGCUAACGUAGUAAUGGUAUUUUUUGUCUGCUGGAUGCCAUACCGUGUACUCAACCUCUGGGGUAUCUAUAGCACCGAAGAAGAGCAUAACCGUCUGACCUCACAGCAGAUUCUCGCACUCGUUACUGUCUGCCGAGUUCUUGUCUACAUGAACUCGGCUAUCAACCCCAUCCUCUACAACAUCAUAUCGACCAAAUUUCGUGCUGCCUUCAAGUCUGUUCUCCCCUGCGCAUCGCUUCGUGGAAGAAGACGCUCCAUGUCUAGUCGGUCCUUGUCAAGUACAUCGAGUUUCCGCUUCACCAAAAAGUCUGUUGAUCAUGCAUGCUGAAGAAAUACAUUGUGAAGCUAAAUCCACAGGCUCAUACUUCUGGCUGAAGAUGGUAUGUUGUGAACUUUUUGUCCACGCACGUGUACUGUUUAGAAGUUUGUCUCCGCCGCGUCUUGUGAAAGUAUACUGUGCCAUAAAUGCAAAAACAUGCAUCAGGGAACAGUGCAAUCACCUUUUUUUAAUGAGGAUAAAAUAGUACCCUAAUUUUCUCCCGAAACAUAUAUCAUAGAAUGAGGUAUAGGUAGAUCUUCUUGGAAGUUUGUUUUAUGAAGAUGUGUCUCGAGCUGUGUUUAAUUGUUGUUCCAACUACAGGAAAGAAAAGUGAUUCCUAUUUAGUCCGAUCUGCUCUGAAUUGUCUUAUUGCCUUACCUCUUACAGCCCUGUGGAGACUCGUUUACCCUGGUAACGAAUAUCGUUAUCAUGGUCAAAAGUAGGUAGUAAAGAUCGAAAUAAAACAACAAUAGCUCUAUGGAUACUUAUAUAAAUAUAUAUAUAUAUAUACAUGCCAGUGAUCUGAAGUCUAGUGAAGUUAUUAUUAAACAACAAACCUCUGGUAUAUUUGAUUAUCAAUUGUUCAGACUACAAUCCUAAUCUGUUCAUGGAAUG